GGCAGCAGCAGCUGCGGCGGCGGCGGCAGCGGCAGCGGCAGCACCUCUGGAGAACAGGGCAGAAUGCCUGUGCUAGAUCGAUGUUUUAACUCGGCAGAGCUGGGCAGAAGGUGGACUCCACGAGAAGGUCUGCUGCCCUCUUCCAUGGGCAGCCGGCCAGACUAUCAGCAGGGACCAUUGACCUGGGAGCUGCCAGAGAUGAUCAGGAUGGUAAAGCUUGUUUGGAAAUCUAAAAGUGAGCUGCAGGGGACCAAACAAAGAGGGCUUCUGGAAGCCGAAGAUGCUAUCAACAGCUUCUCAGGAGAUGUACGAAUAAGAGGUCAGACAGGGGUUCCUGCGGAACGCCGUGGCUCCUACCCAUUCAUCGACUUCCGCCUUCUUAACAACACAGCACACUCAGGGGAAAUUAGUACCAAGAAGAAAGUAAAAAGACUGCUGAGCUUUCAAAGGUAUUUCCAUGCAUCCCGGCUACUCCGAGGAGCUAUACCGCCAUCCCCUCUGCACUUCCUGGAUGAAGACUACCUGGGCCAGGCAAGGUAUAUGCUUUCCAAAGUGGGAAUGUGGGAUUUUGACAUCUUCUUAUUUGAUCGCUUGACAAAUGGAAACAGCCUGGUCACGUUGCUGUGCCACCUCUUCAACACCCAUGGGCUUAUUCAUCAUUUUCAGUUAGACAUGGUGACUUUACAUAAGUUUUUAGUUAUGGUUCAAGAAGAUUACCAUAGCCAAAAUCCUUAUCAUAACGCUGUACAUGCGGCUGACGUCACCCAGGCCAUGCACUGCUUUCUAAUGGAGCCUAAGCUCAGCGGCUUCCUCACACCACUGGACAUUAUGCUUGGACUGCUGUCAGCUGCAGCCCAUGACGUAGACCACCCAGGGGUGAGCCAACCAUUUUUGAUCAAGACUAAUCACUAUCUUUGCAGUCUGUAUCAGAAUGAGUCUGUGCUGGAGAAUCACCACUGGCGAUCUACAAUUGGCAUGCUCCGAGAAUCAAGGCUCCUUGCACAUUUGCCAAAGGAAAUGACACAGGAUAUUGAACAAAGACUGGGUUCCCUCAUCAAGGCCACUGACAUCAACCGGCAGAAUGAAUUCCUGACCCGCUUGAGAGAUCAGCUCAACAAUCAGAAUCUGAGAUUGGAAGAUGCUCAGGACCGACAUUUUAUACUUCAGAUUUCGCUGAAGUGUGCUGACAUUUGCAAUCCUUGUAGGAUGUGGGAGUUGAGCAAACAGUGGAGUGAAAGGGUCUGUGAGGAGUUCUACAGGCAAGGUCACCUCGAGCAGAAAUUCGAACUGGAAAUAAGUCCUCUUUGUAAUCAACAGAAGGAUUCAAUCCCUAGUAUACAAAUUGGUUUCAUGACCCACAUUGCCGAGCCACUCUUCAAGGAAUGGUCCCAUUUUACGGAAAACAGUCCCCUCGCUGAAAAUAUGAUAAGUAAUCUCACAAGGAACCUGGCCAAGUGGAAAAGUUUACAACAUACACAACCCAGCAGCGGUGGGGACAGUACUGACAGUAAUAGCAACAAGAUCAAUGAUCAAACAGGCCAAGGAACUGAAAAUGAGGAGCAGACUGGAAAUGAAGGAGACGCCCCACAAUAGCGGCCCCGCCCUCUUCCCUUUGGCACUGCGAUCUUCUCUCUGCUAGUCGGGAUGAAGUUUGAAAUCUCAGUGUGCACAGGGCCAUCGAGAGCAUGAAAGGAAACAGAAUCUCUAAGAUCCUUGUCAAUAAACCCAGACUGCUUCUGGGUUUUGUUCCUGUGCUCUUUUGACCCCCUCCGUCCCCAUUUUUCUAAGUGUAUCAAAGCCAUUUGUCACUUCUGAUCAUUAGCUGCUUGAGUGAGGAACUCCGUUCAAUAAGUGCUGAGACUGGUCCCAGGAACAGGCUUCGCAACUAUCAGGGGAAGAUUGGAGAGGAAGGAAGGCAUCCUUGGCCACAAACUCCAUUUGCCCUUGGUCAUACUGUGACAUGCAGCAGUUCAUAGGUCCAGAGCACUGGACAGUUUUUUAAAAUCUGGCUACUGAGCUGCACAAUAAACCACCAGCAAAUUUGGAACUCAGAGGACACUGGUUUUAAGUGUGUGGGCAUAAAAGAGGGCAAAAGAAAGAAUCUUUUAUUUUAAUAAUAAUAAUAAUUAAUAAUAAUAAACCUUUUUAACUUUUAUAUUCUGUGCACUAGACAAAGGAUCUAAAACUCUGGACUAAGAUUACUCUAUCUACCCAACCGGUCCCAGAGGAGGCUCAUUUUGUUAAUAAUUUUUAUGCCACUUUAGGUUAAGAGACUGGCAUCUUCUCAAUUUAAGGAACAGUGGUUUCCUGUCAGAUCUGCGGGAAGGUGUUGUACAGUCCAUUCCUUUGCACCAUUAACCAACCUGUCAUUUUUGAUGCCUCCAUUUCAAUGACAUGUUUAUAUUCAUGCAUGUAUAUUUCCUGUAAAUACAAGACGCUACUGAUUCCCAUGCCAAAAUCCAUAAGUAUUAUGGGAUUGCUACCUGUAUAAACAAUGGCACUGUGAACAGAAUAUUGUUAGUUUUAAUACAAGAGAGAGCAUUUGUAAAUAUGGUAUAGAGUUUAUUAAUACACUAUUGUUUGCAGAUAAAGGCCUUAACUUUAAUCAUCUUUCAUCUUCUGAAAGCUUCCUGAACUCAUGUCUUCUCAGAUGUGUUUCUGAACUGCCUUUCCAUGCCCAUCUUUUCCGCUUUUCCAGCUGAGAUCAUAAAACAAAACUGUGUAAUAGUCUUUUUAAGAGAGUUUUUGGAAACUUCACAUGCAUUCCACUCAAGACCAUAGUGUUUAAUCUAUGGCACCUAACAUCACUUCCCCAGAUGAAUGAGAUUCUUCACAAAGCCUGAAGUAAUUUUUCAACACAGUAAUGUUACCCCUUAUAUUUUGACAAGCCAACUGAUAUGCUUGUGUUUCUCAGACUCUUGCUAUGGGCUUACGGCAGUCGGCAAUCUCCACAGGAGACCUAGCAGAUUUCCCAGACCACCUGUGACUCUGCCACCAUGUACCAGUUUGGGGAUUCCAUGCUUUUUACACCUAUGAAGUUGUCUGUUAUGGCUACAGUACCAAAGUAUCCCUUUGUUAUGGUUUGGAUUCAUUUCUUUGGUCUUAAAAGUAGCUGGUUUUGAUUUCCUCAUUUCACAAAAAACACUCAAUCCAACUGUUUCAGUUGAGGGUGUCAUUAUUUUUUUUAAAAAAAGGAAAACAUUUUGUUUCCCUUCAAGACUUUAUUCUUACUGUUGAAGGUCACUGGCUAAUUACAGCUUUGGCUAGAAUAGUCACCUUAGAUUGUUCUUUUUAGUUCCAAUGUCUUUUUUUUUUUUGCAAGGAUUUGCACGUUAAAUCAAUUAUGGCAUUCUAUUCCUCUGCCAAGUUCUGUGCAUUGAGCUGUGUGGCCGCACAAAUUCUAGCUUAAGUCACAUUAGAUGAAAAUAGGUAAUGCUGCUUUCUUUUAUCCUUAGGUUAAGCAACACUGCAGGGGAAAGACGACCAUAUCUGCCAUCACUAAUUUGUUUCUGCAAUCCCAGCUAUGGACGGCUCAAUCUUAUUUUCUAAAAUGCAACAGUUCCCUCUCAUUUUAUAUAAUGACACAUUAGAAAGAUGACCUAAUUAUAAUGAGCAUCUUUGGAGAGGGUGUGAGCUAAGCAGGAUUAAAAGUUUGAUAGAAAAUAUAGGAACGUGGGAUGUCUUGGUAUCAUAACAAAGGAAACUACUAAGUGACCCAAUCUAAUUCAAGUCAUGAAAAUUGUAUAAAAUGGAUGAAAGUCACAUUGAAGUUCAUAAAAAAAUUAAAUAUGAGGAGGGUGCUGUUGCAAAUACAUGACACUAGUUCUCCUUGCUCUGCAGUGGUUUCAAACUGACUUCAUAACAAUAAUUAAAGGUGUUCUUUACUAUCUCUAGGCUUAGUGGGACACCAGUAAAUGAAAGUUUGGAUAGGCUCCUCCUCCCAAAUCUCUCUAGUCUACCAGUUUUAGUUGGAUGUUGUAGAGCGGGCUUUUGAAUAUCUUAUUUAACAUCUUUAAGAUCAUGUCAGGGAAGGUAAUUAUGGGGCUAAUAAAGUAGAGACUAAAAAAGGUGAGAUCUCUUGUAGCUAGAUAUGUGGCUUCUUUGUGUUUAAGAAAUGCCUCAUGUUUAAAUUAUAAUUUAAAUAAAUGAAUAAGGUUUG
Trichosurus vulpecula (common brushtail) is the source of this 4159-nucleotide messenger RNA. RefSeq names its product phosphodiesterase 7B (gene PDE7B). The record is from RefSeq and is a predicted model, not a curated record. Gene Ontology annotation, molecular function: 3',5'-cyclic-AMP phosphodiesterase activity. Lineage: Eukaryota; Metazoa; Chordata; Mammalia; Diprotodontia; Phalangeridae. The coding region runs from base 64 to 1593 and encodes 509 amino acids. The transcript is spliced from 12 exons.